AUGUCAUGUGGCAAUGUAUCUUGUCCCGCUUAUUUAAAUGGACCUGCUGGUGCCACUUUUGCGGGUGUUGUGACGCAUCUUUUGGCAGCGCAAUGUCUCAUCACCGAAAAUUGGCCUGAAGACGCCUUCGACCGUAUCACAUAUGAAGAGUCGUUUGACUUUAUCAUCGUUGGGUCUGGAACUGCAGGUUCCAUUCUAGCUAAUAGAUUAACAGAAGUUGAAGACUGGAAGGUGUUAUUAAUAGAAGCAGGCGGGGAUCCUCCUCUAGAAAGCAUAAUUCCCAACUUUUCAGUUUCAAUACAGAGGAGUCGACACGCCUAUCAAUAUUACACUGAACAGGAGGACAAUAUUAACAAAGGGUGUGUAGACCGCAGAUCCUUCUGGCCUCGAGGACGAGUAAUCGGUGGAACAGGAAGCAUUAACGGUCUGCUCCAUAUGAAAGGAAGUGCCGGUGAUUAUGAACCUUGGCAUAUGGAAAAAGAAGAUGGGUGGGAUUGGCCCACAAUAAAAAAAUACUUCAAGAAAAGUGAGAGGGUAGUGGACCCCUUUAUUCUGAACAAUCCGGCUCUUCGAGAAAAUUAUGGAACUGAAGGAAAUUUUGUAGUCGAUCUAUUAAAUUUUACACACAGUCAUAUUGCAGAAAAAUUAACUGAAGGCUACAUGGAAUUGGGCUUGAAAUAUUUAGACGAUCUUAACGGUCCCACUCAAAUGGGUGUAGGAAAAAUAAGAGGUGGAAAUCAUAAAGGUUGUGAUGAAUUCGAAAUGGCCAGUGACGAUUAUUGGGAAUGCAUGGCCAGAACAAUCACUUUUAAUGUCUACCAUCCAGUGGGUACAACAAAAAUGGGUAAAGAGGGAGACCCGACCGCAGUGACUUCAAACCAGGACUCCUUGAAAGACUGCGCCCCAGCUGAUUGCGACGUUAAAUAUUCAGGAAAAAGACCUUUUUACAGCAUGCAAUUGCAUAAAUGUUUACCAGAAACAGUGUGCAUAGGCAACCCAGAUAAGGAGCUUCCGGAAGUAGCAUUUCGAAAUCCAGGCGAUACAUCGAAAUACUGUGACACACUCACAGACAAGCUGAAUUGUUUCAAGGGGAAACGAGAAGGAAAUGAAUACGCAGAGAGUAAAGAUACGCGGAACGCAUUGCUUCGGGAGGUUAUAAUCAAGAACUUACCCCUCGAACUCAGAAGCAGCGCAGUCGACAUAUGCGAAAGGAAGGAGGAAGGCGCCGUAUUUCAGCUGAAACAGUACGAGUAUCGUUAUCUAAGGUCCCAAGAGUACUCACUAUUUCGAUUCUGCGAUGACUUCGUGAAUCUGAUAUUAAGAUUUAUAGGACAAAUGGCCCCAAACUUCCCAGAGAACAUCGAGUUGUCGGGUUACGGUUUUGUCGAGAGCAAACGCACGUCCAAUGGACUGUUGAAAUUCUGUCUAGGG
This is a messenger RNA of Iphiclides podalirius (scarce swallowtail), 1431 nucleotides long. Lineage: Eukaryota; Metazoa; Arthropoda; Insecta; Lepidoptera; Papilionidae. The record is from the annotation of a GenBank genome assembly.